Messenger RNA from Enhydra lutris kenyoni (northern sea otter), 3929 nucleotides. It is a transcript of the gene QRSL1, whose product is annotated as glutaminyl-tRNA synthase (glutamine-hydrolyzing)-like 1. Gene Ontology annotation, biological process: mitochondrial translation; glutaminyl-tRNAGln biosynthesis via transamidation. Gene Ontology annotation, molecular function: glutaminyl-tRNA synthase (glutamine-hydrolyzing) activity. Lineage: Eukaryota; Metazoa; Chordata; Mammalia; Carnivora; Mustelidae. The transcript has 11 exons. The record is from RefSeq and is a predicted model, not a curated record. The coding region runs from base 67 to 1650 and encodes 527 amino acids. Gene Ontology annotation, cellular component: glutamyl-tRNA(Gln) amidotransferase complex; mitochondrion.
CGGGUGUUGACCUCUUGCUACAAUUUGUCACCUGGGCCUUGUGGCGGCAGGCUAGGCACGAGGACCAUGCUGGGCCGGACCCUCCGAGAAGUUUCUGCAGCACUGAAACAAGGCCAAAUUACUCCAACAGAGCUCUGUCAAAAAUGUCUCUCUCUUAUCAAGAAGACCAAGUUUCUAAACGCUUACAUUACUGUUUCAGAAGAGGUGGCCUUAAAGCAAGCUGAAGAAUCAGAGAAAAGAUAUAAGAAAGGUCGCUCACUUGGGGAUUUAGAUGGAAUUCCCAUUGCAGUAAAAGACAACUUUAGCACGUCCGGCAUUGAGACAACUUGUGCCUCAAACAUGCUGAAAGGUUACGUACCACCUUUUAAUGCUACAGUUGUUCAGAAGUUGUUGGAUCAGGGAGCUGUCCUGAUGGGGAAAACAAAUUUAGAUGAGUUCGCAAUGGGGUCUGGAAGCACAGAUGGUGCAUUUGGACCAGUUAAAAACCCCUGGAGUUAUUCAAAACAAUACAGAGAAAAGAGGAAGCAGAAGCCCCACGGUGAGAACGAGGAUUCAGAUUGGCUUAUAACUGGAGGAAGCUCAGGAGGGAGUGCGGCGGCCGUAGCAGCAUUCACAUGCUUUGCGGCUUUAGGAUCAGAUACAGGAGGAUCGACCAGAAAUCCAGCUGCCCACUGCGGGGUUGUUGGUUUCAAACCAAGCUAUGGCUUAGUUUCUCGUCAUGGCCUCAUUCCCCUGGUGAAUUCAAUGGAUGUGCCAGGAAUCUUAACCAGACGUGUGGAUGACGCAGCAAUUGUGUUGGGUAUGCUGGCCGGGCAUGACCCCAAAGAUUCUACCACAAUACAAGACCCUGUCAAACCAUUUACACUUUCCACUCUGACAGAUGUGAGCAAACUAUGUAUAGGAAUUCCGAAGGAAUAUCUUGCACCAGAAUUAUCAGGUGAAGUGCGAUCUUUUUGGUCCAAGGCUGCUAACCUCUUUGAGUCUGAGGGGGCCAAAGUAAUUGAAGUGUCCCUGCCUCACACCAGUUAUUCAAUUGUCUGCUACCAUGUAUUGUGUACAUCGGAAGUGGCAUCGAAUAUGGCAAGAUUUGACGGGCUAGAAUAUGGUCAUAGGUGCGACAUCACUGUGUCUACUGAAGCCAUGUAUGCUGCAACCAGGCGAGAAGGGUUUAAUGAUGUGGUGAGAGGAAGAAUUCUCGCAGGAAAUUUUUUCUUAUUAAAAGAAAACUAUGAGAAUUAUUUCAUUAAGGCACAGAAAGUGAGACGACUCAUUGCUAAUGAUUUUGUGAAGGUUUUUAACUCUGGAGUGGAUGUCUUGCUGACUCCCACCACCUUGCGGGGCGCAGCACCAUACCUGGAGUUCAUUAAAGAAGACAACAGGACACGAAGCGCCCAGGAUGACAUUUUUACACAGGCUGUAAAUAUGGCAGGAUUGCCGGCAGUGAGUGUCCCUGUGGCUCUCUCAAACCAGGGGUUGCCAAUAGGACUACAGUUUAUUGGACGUGCAUUUUGUGACCAGCAGCUUCUUAAAAUUGCCAAGUGGUUUGAAAAACAAGUACAGUUUCCUGUUACUCAACUUCAAGAACUAAUGGAUGAUGGUUCAUCAAUCUCUGAAAUUGAUAAGUUAGCUUCAGUUUCUCUAAAACACUAGUGAUAAAUAUAGCACACAAAUUAAAAUCACUUGAAGAUUUUAUAUUCGAGAGAAGUCUGAUGAUCCUGCUCAAUUCCUGUAAUUUGGUUCCUUGUCAACACGGUCGUUCGUUGGAAUCACCUUUUAAAACUCUUGUGAUACCGCUAAUUAUAAAUCACCUGUCAGCAUCUAUGAGGUAUCCACUAAGUGUAAAGUACAGAAUUUUUACAUUAACAUAGACACACGUUCGUGGAAAGUGAGGCAUUCUGCAAAAAUGUUCAUUAAUAAGAACAGAGCUUAGAGUACAAGUAAGCUUGGGGAUAAGCCUCUCAGAACUUCCACAUCUUUGUAACCAAAGUGCUAAUAAAAGCUAUGAUUUGUGCCUCCAGAGAGAACGUGAACAGCCAGGCAGAUGGGCAAUUCAAACAUAGUGGAGGCUGCCUUGGGGGAUGUUAAAAAGGCACAAAAACAAUAAAAUGGGAAUAUUUGCUUCUGAGUGCUGAACAAAGGAGGUAGAAGAGGUGCUCCGAGUGCUGGAGGAAGUGCGACGUGCUGGGGCACAGAGUCAUGCAAGACUGGGGUUACGCCCCUCUGGGGAUGAGCGCAGGUGCAGACGCUCUUGAUUGCUCUAAAUAUAGAGAUGCAGUGACUGAACGCUUUCUCCUGUUUUGCUAACGUUGAAAAUGUGACUUCUGCCAUCGCAGAACCCCAUGCCAAGGAACUAGAACAACUCCAUGGAACUCAUUCUCCUGUUUACCAACCACAAAGGAACUCGCUGGUGUCACAGAAACAUUUGUUGUAACCUAAGAGACCAUAUUGGACUUGAAACUUGGGAGGCAGUGGAGCAUGAUUUUAGUGAGAAAGUUUCAAGAUAGACAAGUAUACCCAGUGUGAAAAACUAGCAGAUAAUCUGGUGAGGAUGCCACAGCCUCCUCCCUCACCCCAGUUUUCUCUGUUACUUACGGUUUCCUUACCCUCUUCGUUUCUUUACAGAUGCUCUCUGUUUGGGUCCCUUGAGCCCAAAGGGACAGUAAUGAGAAUCCAUAUUCAAUUUGAAAGAAAAUUUUAUGAAAAUCAUUCAUUUCACCACUAUAAAGUUUCAUUAUUGGACUUGUCUUUGCCAGAACACCAUUGUCAUCUCGCGUUGAUCAGGUCUUUGAAUUUGGCACGUACUACCGAUAAUUGUAAGUGGGAAGGUGAAUUGUUAUUUAAUAAAUUCGCUUUGUUUAGUAAGGAAAAAGUCCUUUCUAAAUACAAAGUACACGCGGGAGAAGUCUAAGUGGCAGAACCUUCUGCAGGGCCACUGGAAUAUUGCAUGGUGGGAAGUUAGCUUGCCUGUUACUUUCUCAUUAACAGUUUUCUCUCCUCCCAGGAUCCUUCCACUCCCAAAUGGUCUAAGUUUAUAUAAAACCUUUCUGUGCCAGCCCCACCAGUUUUCUUAUAAAUCAUGACUCUGAAUCCCUGAAAGAGGAAGACAUUCACAAGAGAGAAUUGCAUUUUUUUGUGACAAGGGAAAACCAUCUUAGUUUGAAGGAGCUAAUAUGAUGUAAAAAGCAAACAAUAAAUCUUUGCCCCAGUCUUUUUUUAAUGUGUGUGUAAUUUGAACUGAAAUUUUUUCAGAGGAUAUUUAUGUAAUUUCUCUUACUCCUGGGCUCCUCCUUGAGCUGCACUGAUGAUCUGAAUCUGGAAAUAGGGAAGUGAAACAUUGACUGUUCUCACAUAAUAAUACCCAACUAGCAUGAAAUGAUACCUAAUUUGUUUCUCUUUCUUCUCCAUCUUCACCCUAAAUCUAGUAGAUCUCAUUUUACCAAAUCACUGUCGGGGAAUUUAAGUGGGAAAUAGCUUCUGUAUCUCAGCUAAUUAAGUCCUGACAUUGUUAGCAAUUCUGAAAGGCGAGGUUGGCUACAAGUGUAAGAUGAGCUCCCUGAUAAGACACAGCAAAACAAAGAGAAGUUAGAUUCAACCACAGAAGCAUCACUGGAGUGAAAAAAUGUGAUGAGAUCACACAACCUGCCAUCCCAACACAACCUAGAGCGCAGGGAGCAAGGGGGAAAGUCAGUGUUCCGUGCUGGCCCCCAACGUUACCAAGAAACUCACUUGAAACCAGGGAAGCAGAAUGUUCUCUUUGGCUCUUUGUUACCAGGUCAUCAGGAACACAGAGGACCUUGAGCCGGCUAGAAGAGACAGCCUGGUUCCAAAAAGAUUCUAAAAAUGACAAGGAACAGUGACCUUAUUAGGAGAUCACCUGUUCCUUCUAACAUAGACAAGAAAUACCUUUAGGAUUUUAUUUUUAUUUAUUU